Molecule: messenger RNA, 1081 nt
Organism: Vitrella brassicaformis
Lineage: Eukaryota; Vitrellaceae
Source: the annotation of a GenBank genome assembly
UCAGGUGCAUUCCACCGGGAGCUUCAGGUCGCCCAGCAGGUUUCUCUUCUCGCAGCCAGGGUCGCCAUACGUGACGGCAUACACCAUUGCCCGGUUUAGCGUUGCCACCUCCGUGUCAAUCAUGGCACAGACUGCAUCCCUCAGGAGCUUGUCAAGGUUCGUGAUGGCGUAGUUGUCUACCCAUCUGUUAUCAUAAUGCCAGCGGUUGCAGACCUCGGGCGCCAGGUCCGCAGUAAUGUCCUCCCAGUGGGCCUCCAUGCACUCGUGGGCGGUGGUUGCGGCGGUCUCGCGGCAGCUUUCGAAAUCCUCUUCCGUGCACUUGGCUUCGGCACACUCGCACUUCGCUUCGGAACUGAAGCCACCCAGGUCCCGCACGGGUACUACUUCCUCUUCUGCAUGCAUUGUGAGAGAGAGAGAAACACAUGCAUUCACGUAUAUGUGCGUGCAUGUCUCUCUCUCUCUCUCUAUGUGUGUCCACCCACCCACCCAGUGUGUGUCUCUGCACCCACGACGUUGGGACUAGUAAUUGUAGAAGGUAAUAUCCAUGACACUGGACUGCUUUGACGUUGGGAGUGACAGGUGUCGUCGGUGUCUCGUCCUGCUCGUCUUCUGAAGGGACAGACAAGCCGAACUGAUGUACCGAACGAAUGUCCCAGGUCACGCAGCUCGCUUACUCACCUCCUGGAAUAUAUAUUAUAACAAAAGUCAGAAUAGAGAGGGAGAAGGGAGAGCUGCCGACUGGAUGAGGUGCGCCGGACGAGCAACUGGAUGGUAACGGGCGGGGGAGGCGCUACUGGUCUCUCCCGGCCGUUGCCCCCCGCUCCCUCACAUUUCGAAUCCGCAUGCGGAUCGCCUUCCCGCCGCCGAUCUACUCCAGACACAAGAGAGGAAGACAGCUACACUGCAAACGGCGCUCGGAGGCACCUGGUGCUGCUGCUGACCUGUGCAUCGUAUUCUUGGAACCCCGGCUGUAGAGGUGGCGCAAGUAGCCAAGGCAGAUCUCCAUGAAUGCGGCAACCGGCGCAUGAAGAAGAACAAAGAGCCCUUUGCCUUGGUUCCUGGCUACUCGUGGUCGCCUCAU